Marchantia polymorpha subsp. ruderalis is the source of this 1013-nucleotide messenger RNA. The record is from the annotation of a GenBank genome assembly. Lineage: Eukaryota; Viridiplantae; Streptophyta; Marchantiopsida; Marchantiales; Marchantiaceae.
GACUCUAAACUGGAGGGCUGCUUCGGAUGAGGAAAAUAUGUAAUCAUUUGUGUACCACAUCCAACUGGAAGUCGCUUCUCAUAAUCCUUGACUUUCGUAAUGAUUUAUAAUCAAAUAGUCUUCAGUCAAGGAGAUCCAGAUGUUCUCCAGAUCGGUUGUCAACCAGUGUCUGUUACAAGCCUUCAUAAACUCUAAUCCUUUUGCUCAUGAAGGUAUGAUGUCCCAAAUGUAUAUAAAUAGCUCCAGAUCGAUCCCAGUGAUAUCAUUCAUUCGCACGGCCUUCUGCUAUCAAGCGCAUAAGAUAUCGACGACUGUUGGAAAGACUCAUCUUCAAGCUCCAUCGAAAUCAUGAAGACGGUCUAUGCAUCUGUAUUCAUUUGUGUGGUGGUUCUCAGCGGAUCCAUCGCAACAGGUUCUUCGGAACUUCGUACUGAUGAGCAUGAGUUGGUUUUUAAAGUCAGGGCCCUUUUGCAAAUACCAUCAAAUCCUUCUCUGCCACCACCGCAAACUGCAGGAAAUUGUACCUUGUUCAACCGUACCAUCUGUUCAAAUCUUAUUCUCAACCCCGCUGGUGGAAUAGAUUGCUGUGCUGGAAAGUGCGUCAAUGUCGCUACUGACAAUAACAAUUGCCUCCUUUGUGGAAAUAAGUGUCCUACGGGAACCACUUGCUGCAGCUCAUUUUGUCUGAAUCUUCAGAACAAUGGUUUCAAUUGCGGCCGCUGUGGUUUGGUAUGUCCCUUCCGAAUCAUACCGUUUCUCCCUCUCUUCCCUGGAAGAUGCGAGAAAGGUGUUUGUGUUUAGGACUCAUCAUCGGCUGGACGAGAGCACAGCAUCAAUGGUUCGGAAGUUCUACUGCAUAUUUUGGCUGCACUCAUUGUCUCGAGGCUUUGGAGAGAAGUUAUUUAAAUACUAAGAAAAAAUGUCGUGUGAAGCAUCUGAUCAUAGAAUAAGUAUGUAGAUCAUAUCUCCAAAACGUGGUCUUGUUUGAAAUGCUCCCACAUUAGUAAAAGAGC